UUCUCUGCAACCACCAUGAACUAGCUAACGUUAGCUAGGCUAGUUAGCUGCUAAAUCUGGUAGAUGUUACUCUUUCGUUGCUAAGUAAGCUCUACAUAAUGAGUAAAACAAGGUGACCGGUAUAAAAUAAUGCGAUGUCCUGGUUCUUUCACGUCAACCAAGGCUCAAACCAGCAGCCCCCUGACCGGAUGCCCUCCACUACAGACAACCUAUCUUCACCCAGUCUGACAGACUUCCCAUUGCCUCCACAAGGCUCAGUACCUCUCAGCUUGGAGACCUUAUCAUGUUGCUCACUGAACUCUAGGGCUAGUAGAGAGCCGAUGCCACUGUCUUACGUUACUCUUCAAGAGCAAAGAUGUGUGUUGAGCUGGUUCCUAGGUUGGGGCACUGCCCAGAGGGAACGGUUCCUGCAGGACCUUUUGGGGAAAGCUGUGCCAGGGAAAGUGUGCACUCUCCUAGAUUCACUGAGCACUCUUCAGGUUAUGGACAGACCACCAAAUAUAUUUGAGUGCCAGCUCCGCCUCUGGACCCAGUGGUUUGAGUCCUGGAGUGAGGAAGAAAGAAACAGCUUCUUGCACAUCUUAGAAGAGAGGGACCCCAUUUUUGUUGCACACUUUUACAGAGGUGUAGCUGGGACAGCGGGCAAGCAAUGACAGAUAAUGAUGAGUAGAGAUGUUGUUGAUGUGAAGGACACGGAUUUAGGAGAUGUGUUGUCGAACUGAAACAAGUGAUGAUUGAAUUAUCAAAUUGUGCUAGAGUUAAUGAGCUAACUGUAUGAAAAAAGAUAAUCUGUUUAGUAAACUGACUUUUUUGUUUGGACUAUCAAAUCUUAUCCCCAUGUAUCAGUUGGGAUUCAACUGGAAACAACAUAUAAAUACUUUUAAAGGUAACUUUCAUAAUGAUUUUUGAACAGUUUUGUAUAAAGAAUAAAAAGAAACUUAAUUUAGGUAAUCACAUUAUGUUCUUUAUUGUUGUCUUGAAUGUCCACAGAAUUAUAACAACAAUUAAUGAUUGGCAUACAGCUGUGUCCUUAUUUAGGCAUAGGUAGGGUACCAGUGUGUCAUACGUUUGUAAAUGUUUUACUUCCCAUUUUAAUGGGGUUCUGAAGUAUAUAUUGGGUAAAAAAAAAAAAGUAUGUAUGAUUGAUGCUGAGUGGUUUGACUCAGUAUUGAGUCCAUGUCUGAAGUGCAUACUAGUGUCCAUACUUGAACUGGAAAAGCCUUAUUCCUGCAUGGGUAAAGUUAGUGUUUUGGUUUAAAAAAAAACAUAAAACAAAGUUUCUGUUUAUUAA
This is a messenger RNA of Osmerus eperlanus (European smelt), 1291 nucleotides long. RefSeq names its product chromosome 16 C14orf119 homolog (gene c16h14orf119). The coding region runs from base 135 to 653 and encodes 172 amino acids. Lineage: Eukaryota; Metazoa; Chordata; Actinopteri; Osmeriformes; Osmeridae. The record is from RefSeq and is a predicted model, not a curated record. The transcript has 3 exons.